GUGAAACUAGGGUUCACGCUCCCAACCAUGUCGACAAAAAACACUGUGGUCUUCAUUGCAACGCUAAUGAUGCAGAUUCAUGGAGCAAAUCCGAAUACGUUCACGAAAUUUCAAGGUGAUUUCCUUGCAACGAUCAAGUACGAGCUGCCGAAAGAAAGCGAAGAGAUAUGUCUUCGCACAUGCUUCGAAGAAUCUGACUGCACUUUCGUCCAAUACAACCAGAAUGUGUGCACAAUUUUCAAAAGUGGUGAAGUCAACCAGGUUGGACGCGGUAAUGUAUAUGAGCUUGAUCGGCAGCUAGCAUUACCAACAUGCGAGCGUCCUUUGCCACUUGCUCCAGAUGUGGAAUUUCGACAACUCCCGAAGCCAACCGUGGCACAGAGCGAGUCUAGAAAGGCGCAGCUGCUUGCUAUAAACACAACUGCAUCACUGACCAUCAUAAAAGCUUUUUAUUUGGGCAACUCCUGGUUCUACCUAAGUGAUAUCUCAAAAUUACCUGCUAGUCCCGGAAGCAGAUAUGUGUUCGCGAAGGAACCCAAUCCAGAAUGCGUUUCAGUUCCCGUGUUUUCAAGAGCGAGUCAACACAGACUCUACUUUGGCGACGUCUACAACGUGACCGGAUACACCUUUCUACAUGCGUAUGCAUUCACUCACCGCUGUGCUUGUGAGGGAAUUUGCUGUGGAUCCUUUCCCAUACGCGAGAUCUUCACUGGAAGCACCUACUACUACGACAACGUUACUGCUGGCUCGAGCGACAUGAACCAAACCCUCUACAUUGCGGGCGUGCUCUACUCAGACAACGGUACUAGGGGUGGCAUGAGCAAAACCGAUUGCUAG
Molecule: messenger RNA, 837 nt
Organism: Cylicocyclus nassatus
Lineage: Eukaryota; Metazoa; Nematoda; Chromadorea; Rhabditida; Strongylidae
Source: the annotation of a GenBank genome assembly